Messenger RNA from Angiostrongylus costaricensis, 672 nucleotides. The record is from the annotation of a GenBank genome assembly. NCBI's taxonomy places the organism in Eukaryota, Metazoa, Nematoda, Chromadorea, Rhabditida, Metastrongylidae.
GUGAAGGUAAUCUGGCCUGUAACCUUAAACAGAUCUAUAUCAGCUUACAUGGACAUUAUGAGUAUAUAUAGAAAUGUUAACAGGUUCCCAUUAUCGAACUACACCUUUGGUACAAAGGACGCGCAAUCUGAGAGAGAUCAUUCCGUUCAAGCUCGAUUUCAAAGAAUGAGAGAAGAAUACGAGAAGGUAGGAAUGCGACGUUCAGUGGAUGCUGUUCUCAUUGUUCAUGAACAUUCAUUGCCACACAUCUUAUUGCUACAAAUUGGUACUACCUUUUUUAAACUUCCUGGAGGUGAACUUGAGGUUGGAGAAGAGGAAACGGAUGGUAUGAGACGACUGCUAGAUCUAACGCUUGGACGUAGUGAUGGAGUUAAAAAUGAGUGGAAAAUAGAGGAUGAGGUCGGCAACUGGUGGCGACCGAAUUUCGAUCCACCCCGAUACCCCUACAUACCAGCUCAUGUCACCAAACCUAAGGAACACACAAAAUUGUUGCUGGUUCAAAUGCCGGAGAAGGCGAUGUUUGCGGUGCCGAAGAACUACAAAUUGGUAGCAGCUCCAUUGUUCGAAUUAUAUGACAACGCUGCAGCUUAUGGGCCUCUCAUCGCCAGUCUACCAAUGGCUCUUAGUAGGUGGGCUUUCGCCUUUUACACUAAUUAUAUUAUUCUUCUAUGA